AUGGAACUUCACGGGAUAAGGUUGUUUUUGGUAUUAAUUUUGCAAGAAAUCCAUUCGUUGACAGUAUCAACAGCUACCGAAAAUGUAACUGUGGAAAUUGCAAUAUUUUAUAAUUCCUCAAGUCGCUACAUGAACAGUAUUCUUCAAAAUGCAAAUGAUCUGUUUCUUGCCAGUCGUCAAGAGCUUAAAAGAACACCGCAGAAGACUUCUAACGUGGAAAUUAAUAUCCAGUGGCUGGAUGAGACCGAAGUAGCCGGCAGCUACGCAAGUUACAAUAAUUCGUUCCUCGACAGGUGGAGUAAUUCAUUGCAAGUUCAAGGUGCAAUUUUUGUGGAUAUUAACAGCAAGUCUUUGUUCCUCUCUUCUCUCUUGGAGUCAUCGGCCAUCCCAACAGUUGGCAUCUUUCAAACCAGGGAACAGCCGAGAACUCAGGUAUAAUGUAAUAAAAUUACAGUUAAUAGUAUAUACUCAUGACAUUUGUUUCCGUAACUUUGUAAAAGUGCGAGGCAAACUCGAACGUCAGCCUUUUAAUGCCGUAAAGGACAAGGAUUUUAUAUAACAAUCUUUACUCUAUGUUGCCUCUCUCGACGUAUUGGCGGUGUUCGAUUGACGAUUUCGAACAAGUUAUCGGUAAUCGACAACUGAAUUAACAAAGUAUAUAUGCUUGUUUGAUAUGAGAAUGUGAAGAUUAGCAAGGAAAUGUCGAUGAUUUUAGGGAGUUUAACUUACAACAGCCUACUUUCGCUAAGAAUUUUAUUUUCCACGAGGAAUGUUGAAGAAUUAAAGAUGAUUGAUCCAUCAGCAAUAGCUAUUAAAGAAAACUCUAGGAUGCAUUCCAGUCGACGAUAUGCCGUCGAGCUAUUAAGUUCAAAAUAUUAUCCAAAGAUAAUUAAUUUCUCUCGUGGAUGAAUUUUUACAAUCAAAACAAGAAUACAAAAAUUAAACCAGAACAAAAGGAUGCUAAAUUGAAUAGCCCCGAGAAAAUCUUUAGAGACUGAUCUUGAAAAAACGAUUUUCGGACAAGCUCAAUCAGGUUGAAUCUUCUCAUUAUUAUUGUGUUUACUGUUGUCUUGAUUCUAGUGCACCUGUUUAAUGCGUGGUCUGUACUCGUUUAACAGAACAAGGAAUGUAAUGAUCAUAAUAUAAAUGCAUUUAUGAUUACGUUCUUUAUUUAUCCAACAAAAAGGGUCAGUCGUUUUAAACUGAAUGUGUUUGAAAGCCAAAAAUUGCAUGACAUUUUACGUAUAUGAGUCAGCACAGGCGGCCCAAACUCUGUGGGAGUUCGUUGGACUUGAGUCAGUUUCAGCCGGUACAAGCUAAAAACAAACUUCAUAUCAAACCGAAGCCUUAAUUUUGAUAGCUGGUAUGUUAGAAGGUUAAAUAUUCCCCCCAAAUGAAAAGUAUUUGAAGAUGCGUUCGUAACAACACAAAAACUAAGUUAUUGCGAAAAUUUUUGUUUUUAUACCAUUUUGAAAAGAUCAACAAAUGUUGAAUAGCUGCGAUGAAUUACAAUGUGGUGCUAGAGGUGUGCUAUAUAUUGUUGCUACACCUCUAGUUUGAAGUGGUUGUCCCGAAUUUUCUCAGGUUAACAAACGAAAGAAAAAAUUGCCCGUUUUUUUUUUUUUUUUUGGGGGUCGGGAAUACAUGUAUUUUCCCUAUUUUUUCUUCACGAUAACUUUAUUGAUCUAAAAUUUUGAACUCCAAUUUGUUUAUAUCGGAUAACUCUAAAAAAACUAACAUUGCAAUUUUUGUUACACAUUUUCCGGUACCAAGGGUGUCUGAAUUUCAAUAUUCUUUGUCAGUUCUGACUUGCAGGGAUUUUUCUUCAGUUCAAGGUUAUCUAUUUUCCUUAACUCCAUCCACCAAACAAACAAACAAACAAAAAUACACUCGUCAAACUUCAUUGUAAUGAUUAAUCUAAAUCGGAACUACUGUUCUUAAAGGUUUUGUCAGAAGCUUUAACGCCUAUAUCAAGGGCCUCAUCACUGGGAUCUGACUGCAAUGAAGCCUCUAGCAAAAUUAAGGACAAAAAGCUUAUUAAAUAGCAGGACUGCGUGGGCUCUUCUGAUCUUACGCCCUGUUAAAAAGUCUCCUUAUGAACUAGGUAGAUUAAUUAUGAUUCAAAAAACGGUUUUUAGAUUAACGUUUCAAGGUGCGAAAGUGAUGUUAAUCGAUUUUACUGUUCCUGGUCAACAGGUGUAGGGUUUGAUAAAAAAAGAACCAAACGUUUUGUCAUAUAAUUAAAACUUUUAACUCUUCAGGUAUUGUCUAUUCAAUGUAUAUGUGUAUUUGGUACAUGAGAUAAUGCCUGAGGUCCGAACCUUUCUUAAAAAUAUUCAGACGGAGCGUGUAGCGCGAGGUUAUUAUUUUUCUAAGGCCUAGUCGUCACAAAUUCGGAUAUUUUUUAACAAAAAAGACAAAGAAAACGGCGAUUUUUCCCUUCUUUUUCAAAAAAGUACGCAUCCACACGUAGCGUAUUUAAAUCAUUUGCCCCUCCACACAAAAACGCAUAAACGACGCAAAAAGAGUAGCGUCCCUUACAGCGUGCCCUUUACGAUGUGUAAUAUCAUCGUAUUCCGUUUUCGUUUGUCCACACAAAAACUACAAUCCGGUUAAAACGGAGUAAAAGAUCUGCGUUAUUAAAAAUAUACAGAUACGCGUGGACGAGGCAAGAAAGCCGAGGAGCGAGGGCAUUAUCUCACUUUAUUAUGCACCUCAGUUUCCAUAUUGUUUUGGAACCUGCGUGUCAAUACUGUAUCAAUUUAAGAAAAGGACCUCCUGUUCUACUUCAGUGACCUUUUAUUCUGUUACUGAGAAUAAUUUAUUGAUCAAGAUGGGGCAUUUAUUUAAGGCAAUGGCGAAUUUGGUGACAUUUCGCCAAACAUUUUGAUGAUAGAGCGCAUAUGAAGAAAAUCAACUUUCAGAUGCAAAUAAACUGGCCAGAGGUUAGGCCAGAGGGCCUUACAAAAGUCAGUGGCCAAUAUGGCGAAAUUUGUCGUGUAUAUGUCGAAUUAUUUGACUAAAAUGACAAAGUCUUUGGUGCAAAUCAAAGGAACAAUUCAACGGUGUUGAUGAGACGGGCCCUACAAGAGUGGUGAAUAGUGUGGAUUUUGGGCAAAAAUGCCCAUUAAAGUUAAACUAAACAUUUGACGUAUUUUUGAAAAGUGGCGAAUUUGGAAAAAAUGAAAAAUGGGAAUGAAAUUUCCUCAAUUUCUCCCCCAGCUUCGCCAAAAUAGCCAACUACUGACAUUUUAUAACCGGACUAGGUUUUUUCCGCAAUCACGCACGCAUUCUUCACCGUCACCUAUAAUUUUUUUUCUUUUCAGGAAAGUUCGGCCUAUUUCAGUCGGGUGGCCUUGCCAUCAAUGAAACAUUAUACACAAGUAAUCUGGGACGUCAUGAAAAAGACAGGACGGCGCAGUCUAAGCUUAGUGUUAACUGCUGACGCAGACGGCAAAGAACUUGAGGAUUCGAUGACUGAAAUAGUUCAGCGCGAGAAAUGGACUAUCAAAGAUACGCUUUGGCUUGUCCAAAACAAACAUGUAGGCCUACAAGUUAAAUUGGAGUCCCUUAUUUCAAAGCAGGCUGACGUCGUUGUUGUACAUAGCAGAGAUACAGAAAAUGAUCUUUUAUUUCAAGUGAUACAGUCUUUUAACAUUAGUAAGGGGGGAAGUCUCUGGAUUGUGACCGAUGUAACAGAGUAUGGAGUACAAGACAUCAAUGAGAUUCCAGUUGGUUCUCUUAGAAUAAGCUCUAAACGAUGCGAACCACAUCUGGAUUUUAGUCUUUACUCAAAAGCUAUCAAUGAUGCCCUCUUUCUUUAUCAAGUCGCCUACGAAAAGGCUUUUGGACGAGCCAGACGUUUUGAAAGUGAUUGUCUGCUUGGAGAAAGCUGUGGAAGACCAGAGAUUCAAGAUUUAGCAAAUUUGUAAGUGUCCAUUGUUAAUUUAUUAUUCUGCUAAUUAUCGUAAGGUGCUUAAGGAUUCGAAACAAGGAAUCUAACUAGUUCUUCAGGCAAAUAAUAGCUGGCUUUGAGAUGUUUGGAAUAAUUAAUAUGUUCUUGGAACGAAAGUGUUUCUGGGUAAUGGAAGUAGACAAUUCAGGGUGUCUGUGGGGAUUUGCUUUCUAGAAUAGUCGGUACAAGCCAUUUGUCAGAAACGUGUUCCCCCCCACUGAAGGUGUGAAUUUCGCCCUUAGGCCACACCUAAUAUCCUGUCCACCCCUUUAUUUUAUCCACCCCCCCCCCUCCCCCACUGAAGGGCUGAAUUUUGCCCUAUGACCACACACCCAAACUGGCUAGUUAAGUCUGGAGAUACGUCUGCUGGCAAACUUCCCAGUAAAUCAGGUUGCAGGUUGUAGGUGCACCUUGCUGGCUGGGAACUCUUCCAUCAGUCUUGCUAGGAGUGAGGAACAGAUAAAUUUUUCCCAGCAGUUUCCCAAAAUGCUUAUAAAUGGCUUCGGGAAGCUUGAUUCAUGCUUUUUGUUGUUUUUAGGUCUCUUUCUCGAAAUGUCCCAUUGGGUGCCCCUAAAAAAAUAUGACAAACUUUAGUUUUUAAAAAGAGGGUAAUUUUUUUUUCUGGCACAAAGGCGUAUUGUUUCAGGGCUACAAUCUAUCGUUUCUGUUGUUUGUUCACCCGAUCUGUUAGCUAUUCCGAGGGCUCCCAUGCAUCUCUUUCAGGUCUCCUUUGACCGCUGUUUAUUCUCGCGGAUGGUUUGUCCCCCUUCUAUACCUUCAGUUUCAGUUUAUUUAUUUACCAGAAAAAAAAAAAAGCAUAAAAAUCAACAGGUAUUAUUUAAAAGUGGUGAGUCAGCUAAGGUUCUAUGUCAUGUCCCCUGAAGUUAUUGCCUUUUGGGAAUGUCCUCCUUAAUCAAGCCCUCAAUAUCUGGCGUUGCUGUCUCAUUAUCUGGGCUAUAAUGGAAACUUUCCAAGGUGUUCCUGUUCAUUGUGUGGCCUUUCUGAGUUAUUUGAGCUGCGAUGGCAUUAACAAAAAAAGACCAUGAAGUGUAUGGAACAAUGUAAAGAAACUCCUACAAUUUUUUUUUAUUUUUAACCGAUCUUACGGGCAGUAAGUUAAACUGUUUACAGGGCAGCGAAUUUUUAGAAGUGUAAGACGUCUUGCUAACCGUUUCUUUUCCUGUUUUAUGGCAAACAAGAUAUCUCAAGGAGUCUUUCGUUGAAGGUAAGAGCUCGUUAUUUGCGAAACCUUCCCUAUACGAGACUUCUCAGACAACAUUUAAAGUAUGGAAUCUACGAAAGAGUGGGAUCAAUGCCAAUAAAUGGGUUCUUGUGGGACAAAGGACACCGACGGGACUUGCUUUGGAAAAUCUUAUGGCCCCUAACGGAAGCACACUGACAGUCUCCUCUGUCCCAGAACCCUACGUUAUGCGAGUCCCUGUUAAUUUGUACUCUCCCUGGGUUCAAGUAGAAGACCCUCGAUUCGAUGGCAAUGGGAUGUUGUAUUGCAUUGGAAGAGGACAGCUUUGCUACAGGUUUAAAAAUUCAAGCCGCAUCAUCGAAAAAACGUUUUGUUGUUAUGGUGCCUCCAUCGAUUUACUUGUAAUGAUCCAGAGUGAGCUUGGAUUUCGCAGCGAGAUUUACUUUACUCCAGAUGGCAAUUAUGGUGACUUUGACGUGGAAACAAAAAAGUGGAACGGAAUAGUCCAGGAAGUGAUUUCUGGGAGGGCGGAUUUCGCGAUUGAUUUAUCGAUGAAUGAACUCAGAGAAAACUAUCUUGACUUCGCUCAUCCCUUCGUUCAUUUGGCUUUAAAUAUUUUGGUCUUAAAGGAUGACCAGAUUAGUUACGGUAAGACAUAACUGUCUUUUUUAGGGCGCUUUCCAUUUGUCAAACCUGGGCGGCCAGACUGAUGCGGUUGUUAAGAGAAUUUCACUUUUAAUGAGUACUAUUCAGCCAGACCAGUUUGUGCAUGCAUGACAUGCACUGAAAUGAUAGGUUUAAGAGAAAAUCUUGAGAAAAAGACUACUCUUUCAUUUUGAAAAUGACCGGUUCUGUUGGCUAGUUCUGGCAUUUGAAAAGCGCCCUUUGAUACAAUAAUAAAUAGACUUCUGUGCAUAAUUAUAUUUAUGCUUUGGAGAAAAAUUUGGUUUUUGCUUUAUUGCUUCCAAAAGGUAGUAUGCAACUUCAUUCGAAUAUCUUUACUGCAUUCAUUUUAGGCAUCCCACUGAUGAACGGUUACUACUAACAGUUAAAAGAUAUUUGCAGUAGUAACAAUCGACUAUAGACUGUCCGUUUUUAAUUAACAGUAUCCGCCCAAAUUGAAGAACUCGAUAUUGUCUGAUAGUAGCGACGUAAGCAACGUAUAUGGUAACCUAUCUAAGGGCGAAAGAAAUAGGCAGAAUGGCCAAACCCAUAAUCUGAUGUUUUUUACUUCAAUAGAUUUGCAGUUAGGCUAUUGGCUUCAUUUAACCUAAAAUGUGAUAAUGUAACAUCGACUAGGAAUAAAGGGAAUUGGCUCAAGCUACACGUACUCUUUUCCUCUGUGUUUCAGUACAAGUCUUGAUUAGCUGGCAUAGCUUUUGAUAUGUUACCCAUGAAAGGCUGGCUAAUCCCGAUUUACUUGCUUAACCCUUUAUAACUGAUAUUAAGAGCGUGCUUUUUGUUGGGCAGAAAUCCAGUGGAGCUCUUGGCUGGAACCGUUUCAAUAUCAACUGUGGUUUUCCAUCGUUGGAUUCAUCAAUUUUAUUUUAUUGGUAAUCUGGUGGAUCGACUGGAAAAGUCCUUACGGACACUUCAGAAAGCUGAAUGGUGGAGAUGAAGGCUUUACGCUGUUAGGUAAUUGAUACUAGUUGGUGUAGUCAGACGAAAUCUCAGACUAAUUUUGCAUCAAAUUAUCUUUGUCUCAUUUGUUAGUGUGUAUGUCUUUCACUCAAAUUAGAGGUCAUAUCUUUUCGCUUAUGUCCAGAAAGGCAAGAAAACUUCGGAACUUAGGAACGUCAUAUUACACCAAACUAUUUCCAACUUCCACAUGACCCCAUUUAGACGCAAUUGCUUGCGUUUAAGUGAGAAUUGGGCGUAGGGGGCACUUCCUGAUGUCUAUCAGAAGACGCGUGAAUCUCAUUAACUUGCAAUCCUAGAAAUAUCUGUAGUUUUUACGGGUUUCAAAAAGAGACUACCGUGUAUCGUAAUGAAAGAAAAAGAGCAGCGAAGAAAUGUUAAUCAGUCUUACCACUAGAAAGCCGAUAUUUACUUGUCAUGUGUAAGCUGCGUUUUACCCACACUUCGAUGGACUUCAAAAGAUUCAAACAUUUACCUUACUCAUAAAUUGAUGGGCAAAUGGACUUAUGGAUAGAUCGUCCAUCCUAUGUUAGGAAUUCAUGGGUUCUUUCUUUGUCGCUUAUUACAUAUCUUUAUUCAAAAUUAUUAUGAUUCCAAGAUCGUGUAAAAUCGCAAGAAUCCUUCAAGUGUUUUUAGAUUGCCAAUGAAAAUUCAAUUUUUUUUCAGAUUCCUAAGCAAGCCAGUCUUUUUCUAUUCCAGAUUCUAUGACUUAUGUCUGGGGAGUUGCAUUUGGCAAGGACAUCGGAGCUGAGAAGACACCUCAUAGCAGCAGUGGGCGAUGUGUCUCCACGUUUUAUGCUUUCUUCGCUCUGAUCGUCGCCAAUACGUACUGUGCAAACUUGAUGGCGUUUCUUGUUCAAGAAACCUUCGAGCUGCCUAUAAGUGGAAUAAGGGACUCAAAGGUCACUGAAUUAAACGUUGUAGUAGUGAUAUGAAUGAUACUCUCAAUAUUCCAGCCUCGAUAAACUCUGUACUACGGGGUUAGUCUCCAUCUGUCUAUAUUCACCAGUUCUAGCCAAAAGACAACCUAUAUUAAUAACUCUGUACAUUAUUAAAAUUUUAAAUGCUAGCAUCUUUCCACCAGCACAAUAUGUGAAUAUUUUACUUCAGAUGGAGACUACCCCUGUAGAAACUUGUCCGUAGUGUUUGAACCGUACAUAAUUUCAGAUAAAGGAGUGUGAAACCGACUCGUGGAUAGCAUAAGUAGAUUCCAAUUAAUUCAACUCGUAAACGUCUUAUAAAAGCCAGCACGUAAACACUUUGCUCUUAUUUUCUUAGAAGAAUUCAUUAAGCUGCAUCAGUACGACUACUGUUCGUUAAUUUUUACUCUGCCCGUUAGAAAUGAAUGACGAUGCAUCCCAAGCAGAAUUAUUCUCACAUAAGAGCACUUGAAGGCAGUGUAGCGCGAGCAAAGUAACUCUUGAACACCAAUUUUUUUUAGUUUAUACUAAAAUAGGAUCUUUUCCGGUUUCCAUGCAGACAAAAGAGGCAAAACUAUCCACAACGUUAAAAGCAAUAAUAAUUUAUUAAUUUUCUAUAGUGCCUCUUAACGUUGUUGCUAAUUUGACAACUAAACUUGCUUUUCUUUUUGGUCCUAUCUUUUUGUUUUUGGAACUAACACAAGACACAUUUUCGAAACAAAGAGCCACUUAUAGCGGCUGUAAAUAACCCUUGUUAUUUUUGAGACCUACCCUGGCAUAUCUCAUACUUAAGGUAUGAAAAAUAUUGUCUUCUACUUUUGCCCUUUAUGUUUUGAUAUCUUUUGCAGAUCCGACAUCCUUCCCUUCAGCCACCAAAGGGAUUUAAAAUUGGAAUACUGCAAGAUUCACAGGAGGAAUCUUACUUUCAAUUCCAUAGCGAAGAUAUAUUCCGUGAAAUCUACCACCUGAAUUUAAAAGUAAAUUUGGUCAAGAGUUUUGCAGACGGAAUACAGAAACUGAAAAAUAGGUUAGCAACUCUUUUCUCAUAUUAUGCUCUUUCAUACUGUAACUUGUCGAGCUUACUUACAAAGUGCUGUUUUAUCUAUUAAUGCAUUACAAUUUUAUUUACGAGGACCCGUUUUUCUUGCUGAGGUCUACUCUUACUAUUAUGCAGGGAAAUUCAUGGCCUUGUUGGGGAUUAUCUCUCGCUCAGUCAAGUUGCAAACAAGGACCUCAAUUGCUCCUUUAGUCUGGCGGGGCCAAACUUCUUCAACUUUGGACUGGGACUGGCAAUGCGUAAAGCAUCACCAUGGUUACAGGAUGUCAAUCAGGCUGUACUAAAGCAUCAGGAAAAUGGAACCAUAGAAGCUAUAGAAAAACGCUGGUUUAACAAAAAGAGUUGCGAUUUGAAUCCUUUUUCUGAGCUUGGCAUCAUGAACUUCAGCGGUCUGUUUAUGACGGUUGUUAUUGUGUCGAGUUUUUGCGUGUUUGCCAUUUUGGUAGAAUUUCUAUUAAUUUUGAUGUUUAUGAAAGUGGGAAAUCGACUGGGAAAGUUUGGGAAAUUCGUCAAACGGUUUGUUUUCAACUUGAAAAAGGGGGAAGAAGAUGAAGUUAAUAUAAAGUACUGGUUUGUCUUUAGUCAACGAAAUCAAACCAGGGAUGUUUCGGCCAGUAAGGAAACUUCAGAAAAAACGUUUCAAGAGCUUGGUUACCUUAACGAUGCAUAUGUUACUCCAGGGGAAACAAGUCUCCAUAGUGCAUUAUUUAACACACAAACUGAACAACGAUUCCAUGACGACGAAUAUUUUGCGUCUACUAAACAAUCGAUGAAAGGAAAGAAAUUAAGACAAAAAGAAACUGGUAAUCAUACGACGAACAAAAACCACGAAAUGUCAAACGGAAAGGCGACGUAUGAAACCUGCAAGUACGCGGAUGCUUCUGACAGUAGCAAGACUAAAAGUUUGAAGCAAAAUGGGUUUGUUGUGACAAAGCUAUAA
Molecule: messenger RNA, 9711 nt
Organism: Porites lobata
Lineage: Eukaryota; Metazoa; Cnidaria; Anthozoa; Scleractinia; Poritidae
Source: the annotation of a GenBank genome assembly